UCGAUCUUUAGAUGGGCGCCAAAUUGUUUUCACCAAAUUCUCUCUACCAAAAGAAUGUGUCCACCAUAUUCUGCGGGAACUUCAAUGGAAAAAAAACUUCCAACAUUUCUCCCUCCUCCUAAAAAUAGCAUAAACAUAUUUCUAGGUUUUCCCUUUUUAGACAGCCUAAUUAGCUAUCUAUCUAUAUCAAAAAAAAAAAUCUGUAAAGGAAAAUACGAUUGCCUAAACCAGAAUUUGUAGAUUAUAGAAUUGUACUCGUUGGAUAUUUAGAAAUUAAAAAAAAAGAAGAAGAAAACAUGGGUUGUUUUUCAUGUUUUUCAUCACAAGAAAAGAAGGCAUUCAAAAGAAUACAUAGCAAAAGUAAAGAAACAUCUGAUGUUGUUCGUCAAAGAGAAACUCUCUUGCAUCAACAACAACAACGUCCACAUUCACUAUCGAGGUCAAAGCCACAGCAGGACCACCGUUCUCAUUCACAACCUCUAUCUGAAAAUACUAGAAAAGUGCCAGCAGAAACCCCACACCAAAAGUCUUCUAACAAAGGCAAAGGCCAGAACAUUGCAGCUCAAACAUUCACCUUCAGGGAACUAGCAACAGCUACGAAGAACUUCCGAUCAGAAUGUCUGAUAGGAGAAGGUGGAUUUGGACGUGUUUACAAGGGCCACCUUAACAAAACUGGACAGACUGUAGCAGUGAAACAGCUUGACCGCAAUGGAUUGCAAGGAAACCGAGAAUUUCUUGUGGAGGUGUUGAUGUUGAGCCUUCUGCACCAUUCAAAUCUCGUAAAUCUAAUUGGCAAUUGUGCUGAUGGAGAUCAAAGACUUCUUGUUUAUGAGUACAUGUCAUUGGGAUCUUUGGAGGAUCAUCUGCUUGAUCUUGAACGAGAUAAACUUCCACUAGAUUGGUUCACAAGGAUGAAAAUAGCAUUACAUGCUGCAAAAGGACUCGAAUAUUUACAUCAUAGAGCCAAUCCACCGGUCAUUUACCGUGACUUGAAGUCCUCCAACAUCCUGCUGGAUAAGGAACAUAAUGCAAAACUGUCAGAUUUCGGGUUAGCCAAGGUUGGACCUACAGGGGAAAACACCCAUGUAUCAUCAAGAGUCAUGGGAACGUACGGUUAUUGUGCUCCUGAGUACCAACAAACUGGCAAGCUGACUAUCAAGUCUGAUGUCUAUAGCUUUGGUGUAGUUUUAUUGGAGCUAAUUACGGGUAGAAGAGCAGUUGAUAUCACAAGAUUUGGGCAUCAGCAGAAUUUAGUUACCUGGGCUGAACCCAUAUUCAAAGACACGAAGAGACACAUUGAACUGGCUGAUCCACUCCUCGGAGCGAAUUUCCCAAGGAAAAGUUUCAGUCAAGCUGUUGCUAUUGCGUCUAUGUGUCUGCAAGAUGAUCCAGUAGUACGUCCUCUAAUUAGUGAUGUGGUGACUGCACUCAGUACCCUUUCAACACCUGAAACAGAAUUGGUUUCACCAUUCGCUUCUCCAACUCGAGCACCAUCCCCAAUGCAUAUGUCAACUGAAGAAAACAUAAUAUCUACAAGAGAGUGCCAAGACGAAGUUGCAGAAGCCAUAGAAUGGGGUUCAAAUUCAAGAAAACAGAAUGCAAGAUCACUAGCAUCUUGUGGUUCUUCAGUGUGACAUCCACAUUUCGGUUAGUCACUCCAUAAUAGAAUUAGGUAAACAAAGAUGAUCAUGUUGCUUCAGCCAUCCACAGAUGCUGUUAAGUGAUCAUCUAGUAGUACCACAGAUGCUGUAACAGCCACUUUAGCAGGGAAUACAAAGAAAUGAUAUAUACUAGCUCGCAGAAUGAAGAAUCGACAUGUCCUUACUUAAUACGAUUUAAGUUGUAUACAUUGACAGUGUAGAUUCUUUUACUGCGAUCAGAGUAAUAUCUAUUUGUGUAGUGCUUUAAUUCGACAAUAUAAAUACGACUCACGUGACAAUAAAGAGUACAAUGUACUCCCUCCGUCCAUUUUUUA
Messenger RNA from Solanum pennellii, 1975 nucleotides. RefSeq names its product probable serine/threonine-protein kinase PBL25. Gene Ontology annotation, molecular function: ATP binding; protein kinase activity. Gene Ontology annotation, biological process: protein phosphorylation. Bases 297 to 1634 code for a protein of 445 amino acids. The record is from RefSeq and is a predicted model, not a curated record. The transcript has 5 exons. Lineage: Eukaryota; Viridiplantae; Streptophyta; Magnoliopsida; Solanales; Solanaceae.